Molecule: messenger RNA, 1346 nt
Organism: Truncatella angustata
Lineage: Eukaryota; Fungi; Ascomycota; Sordariomycetes; Amphisphaeriales; Sporocadaceae
Exons: 4
Coding region: 333-1346 (337 amino acids)
Source: RefSeq, a predicted model, not a curated record
UCCGCCAUACUUCUCUUUCUUCAACCUAAGUCAACUUCCUCUCUUUUCCGCCGUACUUCCGCCGUACUUCUCAUUCUCUCGACCGUUAUCACCUUCCUCUCUUUUUCGCCAUGUUUCUCUCUUCCUUUCCUACCCGACACUAUCUCGACCCAGUUGCAUCACACAAUUGGUUAUCCCAAUAUCUUCGAUCUGGGACCCAGGAAAGAUCUCAUGCUCCUUCCUUGAUAAUCAUCACCCAUUUAGUUGACUGUUCUUUUUCGCCGGCUAUCUUUCCCUACUUCACCACACUCUCUUGACAUUAUUUUGAGAACUCCUUCCGUAACAACAUCAUCAUGGUUCAGUUCACGCCAUCCGGUCGUAUGAUUUGGAACGACGAGGCACAUGUCGCCUUGUUGGUCGCAUACUACCAGGUCGCUCCUCCUAACGAUGAUGAGUGGCAGCAGAUCCGCGACUCGCUUAAGCCGAAAGGCUUCGAGUGCUCGGUCGUUGCAUUCAAGCAGCACAUCAUGAAGCUUCGCAAGAAGGAGAACAUCUCCAUCCCCAGCUUCACUCACGGCACCAGCGAUUCUGGCACCAGCACUUCCACCACCAAGCGCACCCGCGCUCCUACUGGCUCUCGCUCCAGCUCUGGCAGCAAGCGCAAGGCCGACGCAGGUCCCCAACCUAGCUUCAACGGUAACGGCAUGGACAUUCGCUCAGGCUUGGCCGAGUUUCCCCAGUGGAACCGCGACAGCGUCGCUCGUGAUUACGAUCGCGACGUCUCUGGGGAGUACAUCGCCAAGCGAGUCAAGGCCGAGACCAAGGGUGGCGACGAUGACGACGAUGAGGUCGAGGUCCUGCCCGAGUUCUAUUCUGGCCGCAUGGGCACUCCCGUCAGCCGCGCUCCUCGCGCUCCCAAUUUCGACGCGACCGGAUACAACCACGAGUCUCCUGCUCGCGAUCUGAACAGCAGCCGCUACUACCCUACCACCUCCACCGGCUACACCGCCAGCGUCUCCCAGUACCCGUUCGGCUACCGCAACAACCCGACCAACACCGGCGUUGUCGACACCUGGCGCACCUCCGUCAACAACCCAAGCCGCGGCCUCCGCGAGCCCUCUGAGGACUGGUCCACCCCGGCCCGCGAGUCCAACUUCGCCGCCGACUUCCGCCGUCGCCCUGCCGUCCCGACCUUCAACGACAACACUUACGGCGCCGGCGCCCGCAAGACCCCGCCUCUCGGGGGCUUGAACCGACCUGCUGCUGGCGGCGCCGAGGCUCACGCCGCUGCUCCCAAGGCUAGCGAAUCCGGUGCGCCCGAGGCUGGCGACUCCGACGCCCAUCACGAGAGCGAGGGCUGGGCCUGA